This is a messenger RNA of Guillardia theta CCMP2712, 902 nucleotides long. RefSeq lists its product as hypothetical. The record is from RefSeq and is a predicted model, not a curated record. Gene Ontology annotation, biological process: protein N-linked glycosylation; GDP-mannose biosynthetic process; mannose metabolic process. The transcript is spliced from 6 exons. Gene Ontology annotation, molecular function: phosphomannomutase activity. Lineage: Eukaryota; Cryptophyceae; Pyrenomonadales; Geminigeraceae. Bases 6 to 758 code for a protein of 250 amino acids. Gene Ontology annotation, cellular component: cytosol.
UAAACAUGGCGGUUCCUUCGCGCAAGGACACCCUCGUUCUCUUCGACAUCGACGGGACUCUCACGGCACCCCGCAAGGAGGCCACCAGUGAGAUGAUCAAGUUCCUGCAAGAUUUGCGCAAGCGAGUCACUAUUGGUGUCGUUGGAGGAUCGGAUCUGGCCAAGGCCAAAGAGCAGCUGGGAGACGAUUACCUUGAAAUCGUUGACUGGGCCUUUCCUGAGAACGGGCUGAACGCCUUCAAAGAUGGAAAAUCCAUCGAAGUGCAGAGCUUGAAGAAGUAUCUCGGCGAAGACAACAUCAAGCGCCUGGUCAACUGGAUCCUCCGCUACCUUGCCGACGUCGACAUCCCCGUGAAGAGAGGGACUUUCAUUGAGUUCCGCAACGGUAUGAUCAACGUGUCUCCAAUCGGAAGGAACUGCAACCAGGAAGAGCGAGACGCCUUCGAACAAUAUGAUCACGUGCACAACAUCAGGAAGAAGAUGGUUGCAAAGCUCGAGACUGAGUUUGCCGACCUCAACCUCAAGUUCUCCAUUGGAGGGCAGAUCAGCUUCGAUGUCUUUCCCCAGGGGUGGGACAAGACCUACUGCUUGAGGUUCGUGGAGACGGAAGGGUACAAGGAGAUCCACUUCUUCGGGGACAAGACGUCACCUGGAGGGAACGACUACGAGAUCUUUGAGGACUCGCGCACCAUCGGGCAUACUGUUACCUCGCCAGAAGAGACCAUGCGACUAUGCCGGGAACUCUUCUUCAAGGAUUGAGAAGCCUGAGGCGGAAGGGGGGCUUCAAGACGGCCGUGUGGAGAAAGGACGUGGUAGGAGAGGAGUAAGGGACAAACGAGAGGGUGCGGCGGGGCGAGGCAAGGGAGAGAGGACAUUAUUAUUGCAGUGAAGAUGAAUAACAAG